AUGAGCAAAGUGUACUACAACAAGGAGAGGAGAUACAACUACACUACUCCCAAAUCAUUCCUCGAACAGAUCAGACUCUACCAGACUUUGCUCAAAGACCGCCAUCUCGAUUUGCAAGCUAAAAUGCAGAGACUGGAGAAUGGGCUAGAAAAACUGAAAAGCACGACUCAGCAAGUCGACGACCUCAAAGCCAAACUCAAAGCACAAGAAGUCGAAUUGGCGAUAAAAAACGAGGACGCAAACAAACUGAUUGAAGUCGUUGGGUCGGAAAGCGAAAAGGUUUCCAAAGAAAAGGCUGUUGCUGCAAUUGAGGAAGAAAAAGUUUCAAAAAUAGCCGUCGAAGUAGCAAAAAAACAGCAAGACUGCGAGCAAGACCUCGCUAAGGCUGAACCAGCCCUCCUGGCGGCCGAGGAAGCUCUGAACACCCUGAAUAAAGCCAACAUGGAGUUGUCGGCCGCCACCUCUAAGCUCACCGCCAUUCAAAACAAGAUUUCGUCGCUGGAGGCUGCCCUGUCCAAACUCACGGCACAGUUUGAGGAGGCGACCUCGGCCAAAAUAAAAUGCCAGAACGAGGCGGACAUGACCUACAAGUACCCCGUGGGUCACUAUCCUAGAACUAUUGAGCUGGCUAACAGACUAGUUGGAGGAUUGGCCUCUGAGAAUGUUCGCUGGGCACAAGCUGUCGAAAAUUUCGAGUUGCAGAAGAAGACCCUGCCCGGGGAUAUUCUCUUGGUCACUGCAUUCAUUUCUUAUUUGGGGUCAUUUUCUAAAAGCUACCGAAACCAGCUUUUAUACGACGACUGGACAAAUUACCUAAAGAGAAAAGGGACAAUAUCUUAUAACGAAGGAAAAGCAAUCAAGAUCGGGGACAAAGAAGUCGAAUAUGGAAAGACUUUCAAAUUGAUUUUGCACACUAAACUUGCGAAUCCGCACUACCCUCCAGAAAUACAAGCUCAAACAACUCUGAUCAACUUCACGGUCACUCCCGAUGGUCUCGAAGACCAGCUUCUGGCUGCUGUCGUCAGCAAAGAAAGACCGGAUCUCGAACGACUCAAAUCUGACUUAACACGUCAACAAAAUGAGUUCAAGAUCACACUCAAGGAACUGGAAGACUCGUUGCUGGCCCGACUGUCGUCUGCAGAGGGGAACUUUCUGGGCGACUAUGCACUCGUGGAAAACCUUGAAACGACGAAAAGAACUGCGAUCGAAAUCGAAGAAAAAGUAGCGCAAGCAAAGGUGGAAUUGUGGAGGAUCAUAUUGAUAGAUCACAGAAUCGGAGAUUAA
Octopus sinensis (East Asian common octopus) is the source of this 1284-nucleotide messenger RNA. RefSeq names its product dynein beta chain, ciliary-like. Gene Ontology annotation, cellular component: dynein complex. Bases 1 to 1284 code for a protein of 427 amino acids. The record is from RefSeq and is a predicted model, not a curated record. The transcript has 3 exons. Gene Ontology annotation, biological process: microtubule-based movement. Lineage: Eukaryota; Metazoa; Mollusca; Cephalopoda; Octopoda; Octopodidae. Gene Ontology annotation, molecular function: dynein intermediate chain binding; minus-end-directed microtubule motor activity; dynein light intermediate chain binding.